Molecule: messenger RNA, 5583 nt
Organism: Myxocyprinus asiaticus (Chinese sucker)
Lineage: Eukaryota; Metazoa; Chordata; Actinopteri; Cypriniformes; Catostomidae
Product: probable ATP-dependent RNA helicase ddx6
Exons: 14
Coding region: 970-2448 (492 amino acids)
Biological process (GO): cytoplasmic stress granule assembly; P-body assembly
Cellular component (GO): P-body; cytoplasmic stress granule
Molecular function (GO): RNA helicase activity; ATP binding; mRNA binding
Source: RefSeq, a predicted model, not a curated record
CGACCAUGUUGACAGAGAAGUACAACAAAGGAGACGAGCUGCUUGUAGUGACAUUACACACUUUCUAAAUACCACACUGAUAAACCAUUAAUUCACCUCAGAUAUAACGAAGCAUACAGCAUCGACAAAAGCAAAGGGUUGCACAGGUGUGGGAAUAACUGGAAGACGACACAGGAAAGGAUCUACUACUCCAUACCUCCCAUUUACACAUACCCUACUCACUUAUAUUCAUAUUUACAUCUCUGACUACUCCGCAAGCAUAGACUUGCAAGCUUAAACAGAAGAUUAUUUAAGGAACUGAAGGCGAUACUUGUGUUUGGUCCUGUUUGGCCUUUGGACUGCAGUCAUCCUGAAGUGUUGCUUUGUCUAUGAACAUUCCCAAUUUUGAAUGUGACUGAUUCAACCCUCAGAUGCUGUGGAGUGAAUCUUGCCUGCCAGACAAAUGUAUAGAUGAACUGAACCUGGACUGUGAUCUAAACAGGAUAUCAAACAAUUUAAAAAGCACAAGAACUAAUCUGUUUAAGUGUCUAUUGCAAAAGUAAGACAAAAAGUCAUUCAGGUCAGAAGAGCAGUAUUUAUGCUAAAGGUCUUUCCUUAGUUCAGAUUGCCUUAGCUGUUCUUUUGCAGGACUAGUCAUCAAUCACACCUGUUCAGGUAUAAUUUUCUAUACUGUGUGCAGGUGUACUAUAUUUAUGCACAUAAAUAUUUAUUUCUCUUCUUUUGGAAGAGCUUUCCUGUUAAAUCUUCUGUGACAGCAGUUGCUCUUAUUUAAAGAGAUAAGCUGUACAUUGAGUUUGUAAAUAUCUCAUAAGAUUCUUAAUUGAAGAUUUUUACUGAGACCUUGUGGACACUGUAAAUGCUUUAUUAGAUCUUAUAUAAACAUUGGUAAGGCAUUAAAAAGAGUGAAGAAAAAAAAACAAACUUCAGAGAACAAAAAACCUUUAAAGAAGUGAUCAAACGGCAACAAGGAUGGAGAAUGUUAGCCCUGCUGUCAUGGGAAUGAACCAACACAACAGGCAGUUUAAAGGCCAGCCUAAAAUAACCUCUCAAGUAGGACCCCAAACCGCACCCCAAGGAGUUCAACCUGGAAAAGAACAUGCAGGAACCCAGAAACCAGCCAAUGCCUCUCGAGAAAGAACUGGCAUCAGGUUUGGUGAUGACUGGAAAAAGAGUCUAGAGCUCCCCCCUACGGACAACAGAGUCAAAACUUCUGAUGUCACUGCCACAAAAGGAAAUGAGUUUGAGGACUACUGCUUGAAGAGAGAGUUACUGAUGGGCAUCUUUGAGAUGGGCUGGGAAAAGCCCUCCCCCAUUCAGGAGGAGAGUAUCCCUAUUGCUCUCUCUGGCCGUGAUAUACUGGCUCGUGCCAAAAACGGAACAGGAAAGAGUGGUGCGUACUUGAUUCCCCUACUGGAGAGAAUUGACCUGAAAAAGGACUACAUUCAGGCCAUAGUGGUAGUUCCCACCCGUGAGCUCGCACUGCAGGUCAGUCAGAUCAGUAUUCAGAUUAGUAAGCACCUGGGUGGCGUUAAAGUCAUGGCAACCACAGGUGGGACCAACCUACGAGAUGACAUCAUGCGCCUGGAUGAGACGGUUCAUGUUGUUAUAGCAACACCAGGCCGAAUUUUGGACUUGAUUAGAAAGGGUGUGGCCAAAAUGGAUAAAGUUCAGAUAAUGGUUAUGGAUGAGGCUGAUAAGUUGCUCUCUCGGGACUUUAUGGUUCUUAUUGAGGACAUCAUUGGUUCCCUUGCAAAGAACAGACAGAUUCUACUUUAUUCGGCCACCUUUCCCAUUAGCGUACAGAAGUUCAUGGUGAAGCACCUGCAGAAGCCCUAUGAGAUUAAUCUGAUGGAAGAAUUAACUCUGAAGGGCAUUACCCAGUACUAUGCUUACGUCACAGAGAGACAGAAAGUGCACUGUCUCAACACACUGUUUUCCAGGUUGCAGAUCAAUCAGUCCAUCAUCUUCUGUAACUCUACUCAGAGAGUGGAACUUUUGGCCAAGAAGAUCACCCAGCUGGGCUACUCCUGCUUUUACAUUCAUGCAAAAAUGAUGCAGGAAUAUAGAAACCGUGUUUUCCAUGACUUCAGAAAUGGACUCUGCAGAAAUCUUGUCUGCACAGAUUUGUUCACUAGAGGCAUUGACAUCCAGGCAGUAAAUGUGGUCAUAAACUUUGACUUCCCCAAGAAUGCAGAGACCUAUCUGCAUCGCAUAGGACGCUCAGGAAGAUUUGGACAUUUGGGUUUGGCUAUCAAUCUCAUUUCCGCUGAGGACCGCUUUAACAUGAAGGCCAUCGAGGACCAGCUGAUCACGGACAUCAAACCCAUUCCCGGCAGCAUUGAUAAGAGCCUGUAUGUGGCAGAGUUCCACUCUGUUAACCCUGACUGUGAGGUGGAAGCAGAGGAGGGAGAGACCCAUCGCCCUGGCAGAGAGCCUCAAGCCUCUUAAUCACCACCAUUAGAGCAGGACAAUAAGAGAAACUGAACCUGGCGUUUGCACAAACCAGUUACUGCUCCGCUCAUGUUUUCCCCCUGCAACUUGCCAAUGUUUUGUUCAUUUUUACAUUAAUUGUUCAUUGUUUUGAUCCUUGUGUCUGUCAGACUUUGUAGUAUGCUUUGCACCAGAGACCAAGACUGAUUAUACCUCUAUAUGAAUGACCACGCACAUUCCAGUUGGUCCAAUGGAGACUUGCAAUAAAAACCUAUUCAGAUAAGUGUUCCUGUUUGAUAGGAUAAAUAUGGGCGUUUUGAAAAUAUAGAGUUGCAUGGAUGCAUCAUUAGUCUGUGCUCACGGUGCAAAUGGUGCAGACUGUUCACUCGCUCUAAGAAUUUAAGCAACGCAUGAGUCUUUAUGAGACAGUCUCCCCAUAUUUUGUCCCACACACACAAGAGCGAAGUGUUUUUAACCCAAGUGCCUUAAUAUGUCGCCUCUGUCUUAGAUUCAUAUUUGUCAUUUCUGGAUGUUGAAGUAUUUUUAAAGGCUGAAAUGCAGAUGCAUUGAUGCUACUUGAUUCUAUGAAAGAAUCAUUAGUAUUUCCAACAAGAGGAGCAUUUUCAAAGGUGUCAAGUUGUCAACUCAGAGGAUUGCACUAUAUUUGUGAUGAGUUCAUGGCAGUCUCUUUACAAAUUUUUUUGGAGAACUGUGUAAACUGUUAGGAAACAUGGAAGGUAAACAGUGAUGGUUUCAGUACAAAUGGGCACUCCAAAAUCUGUAAGAACUUGUAGUUAUACUGCAUUAAAGUUAUACAUGUCCAGUGCAGUUUUUUUAUAUAGUGAGAGGCUUUUUUUAAAUAUAAUUUUGAAAACAUUCUUAUAAAGUUUAGCAAUACAGAGGUGAGAUAUUACUAAUUUAACAGGGUCAUGUCAAAAAGCAUGGCAUAAUGUGAAAUACAGCAGACUACUACUUGAAAAUUGAAUCAAAAUAUAUUGAAUCUCACCACAAAUAAAAAUCAAUUCAUGUCAAGGAUGACAGAAGGCUGAAUGGAGUCAUCAUAGAUUAUCAUAAACAGUCCUUAAAGAUAUGCACAACUACAUCAAAAGAUUCCUCAAAACGGUCUGUUUGGUUGAUUUCAGUUUAAGAUUGGUGAGAAGACACCAAAUCUAAAAGGUUAGUCAAGUGCUCUGUGCAAAGCAUUUGGACUGAUAUUGAAACGUUCUUUCAUACCAAAAGGCUUUAGCCAACUACACAUUUGGAAAUUAUAUUUUCUGAAAAUGUUAUUCUUUUACCUUUUGCAUUUAUUUUGAUAUGAAUGAAUGUAUAAAAUUAGUUAAUGAAUGAACUCAUGAUAUUUUAUAUUUCAAGAUAUUUUACAUUUUUUUGCCAAAAUGUUGGCUUUCACCUUCUACUGAAUUUUGCAUUUGGUCCAUUCUCUGUCUAGUCUAUUAUUUUUUUUUUUUUUUUUUUUUUUUUUGAUGGUUCAAAAUCUUUACAUGUCAGGAAGAAAGUAACUUUCCUGUUAAUGUCAAAAAGCCUUUCUUUCAUCUCCUUUUGGAUGCUUGUAAGUGGCUUUUUGUAAUCCAGUGUUGCAUUUAUAUAAUGGAUGUUUUUUUGUUUGUUUGUUUGUUUUCAGAUCAGAUUUGUUUGUUUUUAAGUAUAGCAAAAUUGUAGCAUCUUCUAAGUGGCAGCUGUGAUAUUUCUCCAAGAGAUGUUCCUUUUAUUGAAACCAGUGGGAAAAAAAUACUUUUGGGCCAUUUUUAUUUUUUGUCAGUUCUUGCUAAGCAGUGAUAUGUUUUCUUUAUUGCAGAAAACUCAGUUUACAUUUAGCUAUUAAUGAGCAUUUCCGAGUUAAAUUAGGAGACAUUGAGCCAGACUAAAAAUCUCUGCUGAGGAUAUUGUGUUUUUGAAACACGGGUUUCUCAAAAAAUUUAAGGCAUAUACAAAUUUAGCAUAUUUCAAAACCUUCACCAAAACUUUUAUUUGUACUCUAAAUGGAGUUAAAUUCUUUAAGCAUCCAGUUGUUGUUGUUUUUGAAAAAAAUACAAAUAAAAUGGUUCACUGCAAUUAAAAGAAGUUUAAAAAACAGCAGGAGAUAUGGGUGUGAUAGGGAGGCAGAUUUUGUGGGACAGAUUAUUUUUAUCUAAUGCUGAAUGUCAGGACAAAAACUGAAGCAAAACCAAAAAUAUGUUUCUGGAGUGUGCAUGUGUGCAUAUUUUUUUGGGUGGGUGUACAUGUAAGUUACCCUGUUUGUUACUCUGAUUGAUGGAAGAAUGCUUUUGUGUGUGUACGUGUGCAUGUGUGGGGGUCUGAUUUGAGAAUAAUACUGACAUGUUUGUUUUUGUAUCUAAUGUUCAUUUUCUUUAAAUAGCUUGAGGGUUAUAGUUUGUAUUGUAGUAUGGAAGAGAAUGUGUGUACCAUAAGUUCAGUAUAUUCAUAUCAGAUGUUGCAGAGUUAAAGCGAAGAACUGAGCCAUUACCUUGAUCAAAACAUCACAGACCGCAUAAAUUGGUUUAAGUAACCAUGCACCGGGGGAAUGUAUUUGCAUCCAAAACAUUUCUUAUAUUUUAUGUACAGAGGCAGCUCCUUUGCUCUAAAAAUUGUUAAAACUGUUUCCUAUAAAAAUGAUUGUUGCACCACAAUGUAUAUCGUUAGUAAAGAAUACAAAUAUUUUCAAUUAAAUAUCAUUCUUAAAAUAUGUUCUAUUUAGCAUGAUUUCUUUUUCUGAUUUAACUUGUUCAAUAACAAAAGUAUAGUGAGAAAUCAAAUGUGUUCAGAAAUCUUUUGUAUGUCGAAAUCCAUACAUCUUUGACCAUGAAUAUGUUUUCUGUUUCUAUGUAUUUUUAUAUCUGCCUCAACAAGGGAAGAGAGAAGAAAUGUGCUUAUUGAUACGCUCUGAACUUAGCUGUGAUGUCUUGGCUUGGUUUGUCCACCCUGUGCUUCCAGUCAUUUUAUUCCCAAGUUACUGCUGUUUAACUAAAUCUAUGCAACAUUACUGCUCAUUAAAGCAUAGUUUUGCAAUGAAAAUCCAAUUGGAAAUUGCAGCAGUCACCUAGUCCUGGGUUGGAUUUGAUGAUGAUAAAGUUACCAUGUGGUCUGUGGACCAUCAUCAGUUUAUUAUUUGUUUAAUAAUAAAAAAUAAAAAAACAA